AUGUCGGCUGAGCAAGCGCUGCAGAUUGUUCGGGGCAUCUCGCAAGCUGCAGAGAUUGAAAGCGCUGGCACAGACAACGCAGAAGGCCUGCGGGAGGCUGCAGGUCGGGUGUGUGCCUCGCUGAUGUUCUUCCUCGAGCACCCAGACAGCAGGGUCCAGGUUCAUUGUGCGGGCACCAUGAAAAAGUGCUUUGAAAGAUACUCCGACGCGAUCAGCGCUGAAGACAUGGUCAAAGUCAGGCGGGCGUACACUCGCUGCAUCCAGACCGCAAAGGAAAACACGCUCGACGGCGACCGUCAGGUGGCCUUGAGGAUCCUGGGCUGGAUUGUCAGCCGCGCUGAUGGUGAAGACUAUGCCAGGGCACAGAACGACGAGGAGGAGGACCUGGUCACCUGCCCAGCCAAGGAUCGAGGAGGCCAGGUGGCAGUGAAGGCCGUGGGUCAGAAAGAUGAUGAGGAGCUCCGAGCAGGCUUGCUAGCCGAGGUCAUCAAACUCCCUCAAGUCGUCAGUGUGACCUUUGAGGCCUUUGAAAACCACAUUCCACCGCUGAAGACGAGUCGAUUGGAACGUCUGUCGUUCUCACUGCUCGUGGUUGUCCUUGAAAGUCUGCCAUGGUUGCUUCUGCACGUGCAUGGGCUCAAAAUCGGAUGCUUGGUGUCAGCGGCGGUGUGCUGGAUUCUGCCUCACGUGUUCGUGCUGCUGGCAGGCGGAGUAUAUGAUUGUCGCAACCAGAUCGGCAUCGGACUCCAGAAAUGCACUGUUUCUGGCAGAUCUGCUGCUUUGCUGAAGAAUGAAAGACGUGCCAAAUCCUGA
Symbiodinium natans is the source of this 813-nucleotide messenger RNA. The record is from the annotation of a GenBank genome assembly. Lineage: Eukaryota; Dinophyceae; Suessiales; Symbiodiniaceae.